Molecule: messenger RNA, 5418 nt
Organism: Panthera uncia (snow leopard)
Lineage: Eukaryota; Metazoa; Chordata; Mammalia; Carnivora; Felidae
Gene: HDAC5
Product: histone deacetylase 5
Exons: 28
Coding region: 515-3838 (1107 amino acids)
Biological process (GO): negative regulation of transcription by RNA polymerase II; chromatin organization
Cellular component (GO): histone deacetylase complex
Molecular function (GO): histone deacetylase activity
Source: RefSeq, a predicted model, not a curated record
AUGUUGUUGUUGGUGGCGGCGGCGAGCGGAGCCGGAGGAGCCGCCGCAAAGAUGGAGGAGCCGUCGAGGAGGCGCUGCCGCUGCUGCCGCCGCCGCUGCUGCCGCCGCCGCCCGCGAAGCCGGAGCUCGAGCCGCAGGGGGGAUGCCGUUCUGAGUGCCUGACUGCCUCGCCCCGAAGGAUGGCCUCUGAUGGGCAUUAGAGGCACAGCUGCCCCGGGCUCCUGUCCCGUCCGUCUGUCUGUUUUCGUCUGUCUCUCUUGACAUCACCGCAGCUCCACCCCCUCCCGUCCCAGCCCCCAACGCCAGCUUCCUGUGGGCCCAGAGCCGGCAUGAACUCUCCCACCGAGUCGGGAGGCAGUGGGCUGUGGUGGUUAGCACUCAGACUGGAGCCUCAGACAUCCCGGCCUUACCAUUUAAGCAGCUGUAUGACCUAGAGUGAGUGACUUCAUCUCUGCCUCAGUUUCCCCAUCUGCACCUAUCUCCUGAGGUCAUCGUGCAGAGUAAACGAGAUGGGAUGUCAGGCCGGGAACCAUCCUUGGAAAUCCUGCCUCGGACCCCUCUACACGGCAUCCCUGUGGCAGUGGAGGUGAAGCCGGUGCUGCCGGGAGCCAUGCCCAGCUCCAUGGGGGGCGGGGGUGGAGGCAGCCCCAGCCCCGCGGAGCUGCGGGGUGCCCUGGCGGGCCCUGUGGACCCCUCACUGAGGGAGCAGCAGCUGCAGCAGGAGCUCCUGGCGCUCAAGCAGCAGCAGCAGCUGCAGAAGCAGCUCCUGUUCGCCGAGUUCCAGAAACAGCAUGACCACCUGACGCGGCAGCAUGAGGUCCAGCUGCAGAAGCACCUCAAGCAGCAGCAGGAGAUGCUGGCGGCCAAGAGGCAGCAGGAGCUGGAGCAGCAGCGGCAGCGGGAGCAGCAGCGGCAGGAAGAGCUGGAGAAGCAGCGGCUGGAGCAGCAGCUGCUCAUCCUGCGAAACAAGGAGAAGAGCAAAGAGAGUGCCAUCGCCAGCACUGAGGUGAAGCUGAGGCUCCAGGAAUUCCUCUUGUCGAAGUCAAAGGAGCCCACACCAGGCGGCCUCAACCAUUCCCUCCCACAGCAUCCCAAAUGCUGGGGAGCCCACCAUGCUUCUUUGGACCAGAGUUCCCCUCCCCAGAGUGGCCCCCCUGGGACGCCUCCCUCCUACAAACUGCCUUUGCUUGGGCCCUAUGACAGCCGCGAUGACUUCCCCCUCCGCAAAACAGCCUCUGAACCCAACUUGAAAGUGCGUUCGAGGCUAAAGCAGAAGGUGGCUGAGCGGAGAAGCAGUCCCCUCCUGCGUCGCAAGGAUGGGACAGUCAUUAGCACCUUUAAGAAGAGAGCUGUUGAGAUCACUGGUGCUGGGCCUGGAGUGUCGUCCGUGUGUAACAGCGCACCAGGCUCCGGCCCCAGCUCUCCCAACAGCUCCCACAGCACCAUUGCUGAGAAUGGCUUUACUGGCUCAGUCCCCAACAUCCCCACUGAGAUGCUCCCCCAGCACCGGGCCCUCCCUCUGGACAGCUCCCCCAACCAGUUCAGCCUCUACACGUCUCCCUCUCUGCCCAACAUCUCCCUAGGGCUGCAGGCCACAGUCACUGUCACCAACUCGCACCUCACGGCCUCCCCGAAGCUGUCAACGCAGCAGGAGGCCGAGAGGCAGGCCCUCCAGUCCCUGCGGCAGGGUGGCGCGCUGACGGGCAAGUUCAUGAGCACAUCCUCCAUCCCCGGCUGCCUGCUGGGCGUGGCGCUGGAGGGUGACACCAGCCCCCACGGGCAUGCCUCCCUGCUGCAGCAUGUGCUGCUGCUGGAGCAGGCUCGGCAGCAAAGCACCCUCAUCGCUGUGCCACUCCACGGGCAGUCCCCGCUGGUGACAGGUGAACGUGUGGCCACCAGCAUGCGGACAGUGGGCAAGCUCCCGCGGCACCGGCCCUUGAGCCGCACUCAGUCCUCCCCGCUACCCCAGAGCCCCCAGGCCCUGCAGCAGCUGGUCAUGCAGCAGCAGCACCAGCAGUUCCUGGAGAAACAGAAGCAACAGCAGCUGCAGCUGGGCAAGAUCCUCACCAAGACUGGGGAGCUGCCACGGCAGCCCACCACCCACCCCGAGGAGACAGAGGAGGAGCUGACUGAGCAGCAGGAGGCCUUGCUUGGGGAGGGGGCCCUGACCAUCCCCCGGGAAGGCUCCACGGAGAGUGAGAGUACGCAGGAAGACCUGGAGGAGGAGGAAGAGGAGGAGGAGGAGGAGGAGGAAGAGGAGGAGGAGGACUGCAUCCAGGUCAAGGACGAGGAGGGCGAGAGCGGCACCGAGGAGGGGCCCGACUCGGAGGAGUCCAGUGCUGGUUACAAGAAGGUGUUCUCAGAUGCCCAGCAGCUGCAGCCCCUUCAGGUGUAUCAGGCACCCCUCAGCCUGGCCACUGUGCCCCACCAGGCCCUGGGCCGUACCCAGUCCUCACCUGCUGCCCCUGGGGGCAUGAAGAGCCCCCCAGACCAGCCCACCAAGCACCUCUUCACCACAGGUGUGGUCUACGACACGUUCAUGCUGAAGCAUCAGUGCAUGUGCGGGAACACACACGUGCACCCUGAGCAUGCCGGCCGGAUCCAGAGCAUCUGGUCUCGGCUGCAGGAGACAGGCCUGCUUAGCAAGUGUGAGCGGAUCCGGGGUCGCAAAGCCACACUGGACGAGAUCCAGACGGUGCACUCCGAAUACCACACCCUGCUCUAUGGGACCAGCCCCCUCAACCGACAGAAGCUUGACAGCAAGAAACUGCUUGGCCCCAUCAGCCAGAAGAUGUAUGCCAUGCUGCCUUGUGGGGGCAUUGGGGUGGACAGUGACACUGUGUGGAACGAGAUGCACUCCUCCAGUGCCGUGCGCAUGGCAGUGGGCUGCCUGGUAGAGCUGGCUUUCAAGGUGGCAGCAGGAGAGCUCAAGAAUGGAUUUGCCAUCAUCCGGCCCCCAGGACACCACGCAGAGGAAUCCACAGCCAUGGGAUUCUGCUUCUUCAACUCUGUAGCCAUCACAGCCAAACUCCUACAGCAGAAGCUGAACGUGGGCAAGGUUCUCAUCGUGGACUGGGACAUUCACCACGGCAAUGGCACCCAACAAGCGUUUUACAAUGACCCGUCUGUGCUCUACAUCUCCCUGCAUCGCUAUGACAACGGGAACUUCUUUCCAGGCUCUGGGGCUCCUGAAGAGGUUGGCGGAGGGCCAGGUGUGGGGUACAAUGUGAACGUGGCAUGGACGGGAGGUGUGGAUCCCCCCAUCGGAGAUGUGGAGUACCUAACGGCCUUCAGGACAGUGGUGAUGCCCAUUGCCCACGAGUUCUCACCUGACGUGGUCCUGGUCUCUGCCGGGUUUGAUGCUGUUGAGGGACACCUGUCUCCACUGGGUGGCUACUCUGUCACCGCCAGAUGUUUUGGCCACUUAACCAGGCAGCUGAUGACGCUGGCAGGGGGCCGGGUGGUGCUGGCCCUGGAGGGAGGCCACGACUUGACCGCCAUCUGUGAUGCCUCUGAGGCCUGUGUCUCAGCUCUGCUCAGCGUGGAGCUGCAGCCCUUGGACGAGGCAGUCUUGCAACAAAAGCCCAACAUCAACGCAGUGGCCACGCUAGAGAAAGUCAUCGAGAUCCAGAGCAAACACUGGAGCUGCGUACAGAGGUUCGCUGCUGGUCUAGGCCGUUCCCUGCGGGAGGCCCAGGCAGGGGAGACGGAGGAGGCUGAGACUGUGAGCGCCAUGGCCUUGCUGUCGGUGGGGGCCGAGCAGGCCCAGGCUGCUGCAGCCCGGGAGCACAGCCCCAGGCCGGCAGAGGAGCCCAUGGAACAGGAGCCUGCCCUGUGACACCCUGGCCCCCGUCCCUCUGGGCUUCAUCAUUGUGAUUUUGUUUAUUUUUUCUAUUAAAAACAAAAAGUCACACAUUCAACAACGUGUGCUGUGUGGGUCUCUCAGCCUCGCCCCCCCCUGCUCCUCUAAGCCGCCUCAGGCCUCCUGCCCAACUCCCCCCAGCAAGACCCACGUCUCCACUCUAGAAGUUUCCUCCCCCUGAAAGGUACGGGGGUACCCUUUCCAGCCUCACCUCCAUGCUGUGUCCCGUACCCGCUUCUCUGCAUUCUGUCCUUUUCCACCUUGGAGACUGGGCCGGCUUAAAGUGGGUGUGGGGCCCAGAUAGUACCUUCUAGUUUUGGAGUCUCGCUAAGUGAGGAGGGAACAGUAAGUUUGGUGCCUUGGCUUCAGCUAACUGGGGGAAAUGCCUUAAUUUCACCCUCCUCCCCUCUCCAACCUCAGGGGAAGAUCCAGAAGGUUGCUCUACAGUCUAAGAUACAGAGUGGAGGGGAGGUGGGCUCCCACCCCGCGAUUCCCCACCCUUUUCCCUCUUUGUUGUCCUCACCAUCUCUGCAUAGACCCCUUCUCCUCCUCCUUUCUCCUGGCCUCAGCACCGGGGGAAGACUUGUGCCCUAGGAUGUGGGCCUGUGGUCUGUGGGCAGGGCUGUCUGGCCUCAUACUCCUCAGGACCUCUUUGCCCUUCCCAGGGGUUGGAGAGGGUCAAAGUGUGUGGGGAGGGAUGGGGCUGGACUCCUGGGUUCGGAGGGACCAGGAGGAGUCUUAGAACCAGGCUUGCUCUCAGCCUUACUCUGUGGGCUUCCCUGCCCCUCUGCUGGCACAGCCUGGGGACGGGGAGGUGGUCCCUGCAAGGGCCGGGGGUGGUGGAGCCUCCAGGCUGGUGAGAGCCCCCUUGCUGUUCAGGACCAGAUUUCCCCAGCUAUCCAGUGGUCACUGGCCCACCUCCCUUCUGGGGCCUUUUACGUUGAAGCCUGGGGAUGGUGAGAGUGGGGUUUCUAGAAGGGGGCAGGGCCAGAACCCAGGAGUCUGCCCUCACCUGUAGCUUCCCUUCCUCCUGGGCUGCCUCUCCUGGCCACUAGCCCAAGGGAGCUAAGACCAGGAGAGGCUGGGGGCCUGCAAGGCCUAGGGAAUGCCGUCUAGCCUGUAGGAAACCAAAGAUGGGAAGUGGCUCCUAGGGGGCUGCGUCUUCCUCGGUCCUCUUGUCAACACCACAUACGCUUUUCUGCCCCAUCCCGAGGGCCCCCCCCCGCCCACCGUCUGUUUACAUAUUAUCCUAAUGGGGGCCUGAGUAGGGUUGAGGGAGCCAGGGGAGGGGCAGGAGCCCCACCACCACUGGUUCGUUGCGUGCUUGUGUCCUGUGUGUUGUUAGUGUAUUCUAGAUCCUCCUGGGGGAUGUGGAUGGGGCUAGGCCCAGUGUACCAGGCCUCUCCAUGCCGAGCCCCAGCUCCAGGCCCUUCUCUCUCUCCCAUGGCUGGUCUGGUUCUCAUGUAAACCCACUCCUUGCUUUGUCUCCCUGGAUAUGGAUUUCAGUUAAGUAUUUUGUAAUCUGUUAAACUGUGUGUCUUAUGUAAAUAAACUUG